Molecule: messenger RNA, 1761 nt
Organism: Anguilla anguilla (European eel)
Lineage: Eukaryota; Metazoa; Chordata; Actinopteri; Anguilliformes; Anguillidae
Product: tumor necrosis factor alpha-induced protein 3-like
Exons: 7
Coding region: 393-1676 (427 amino acids)
Biological process (GO): positive regulation of Wnt signaling pathway; cytoskeleton organization; cell migration
Cellular component (GO): nucleus; cytoplasm
Molecular function (GO): K63-linked polyubiquitin modification-dependent protein binding; cysteine-type deubiquitinase activity
Source: RefSeq, a predicted model, not a curated record
UGGCAAUGCCCAUGACUUGCUCUCCCCCUAGCGUAUGUCAGGUGUAAGGAUGGAAAUGAUGUGGAAAGUCCCGUACAUUGGAAAUCCCCUGUCGGGUUUUUACGCGAGUAAAGCACCACUAGCUUUGCCCUAGCAGAAGUUCGGUAAGCAUUGAAAUGAAAUAUGAAAUGAAAUACACUUACAAGUAAACACACUGAUGAGAUGCUGGCCGGUGUGUUACGGCGAAAACUUAAUGGCGCUGUGGAUUUAUGUUCUUAUAGGUUACACACUAAAAAAGAUAAAAAGCAGCAAUUUAAUGUAACGUGAAGCAUCUGUGAAAGAUUUCUGCAAAUAUUAAUCAGACGUAUUGUAAAGGGGCCACGUUUUGCACAUACAUUAACCCAGACGGUACCAUGUCCCAGGGCCACAGCUUUCUGCCCAAGUUCCUGUUUCUGAGCAACCUGCUGAAAGCGGUGAGGGUACAGGAGCGUGUGCCCAAUGACGUGGUCAAGCCCUCGGCCAGUGGUGGCGUGGUCCAUCACCUGCGCAGCAUGCACAGAUAUACGCUGGAGAUGAUCCGAAUCAACCACUUCCCGCAGGGCUUCCGUGAGGUCAUCCAGGCAGCCAUCCUGGACCGUGCCAUGCAGGUCUCCCUAGAGCAGGAGAAGAUGCUCAACUGGUGCCGGGAAGUCAAGAAGCUGGUGCCGCUGCGCACAACUGGUGAUGGAAACUGCCUGCUCCAUGCUGCCUCCCAGUACAUGCUGGGGGUUCAGGACACCGGUCUGGUUCUGCGCAAGGCACUGUACAGUGUACUGACGGAGACGGACACCUGCAAUUUCCGCAAGCGAUUUCAGACAGAGCUGCUGCAGUCACAAGAGUUUACGCAAACCGGGCUGCGCUACAACACAGUAAACUGGCAGGAGGAGUGGGAGAAGAUCGUAGAGAGGGCCUCUCCUGAAAUCAACCGCGGUGGCCUCCAGUAUGACUCAUUGGAGGAUAUUCACAUCUUUGUCCUGUCCAACAUCCUCCGCAGGCCUAUUGUUGUCAUUGCAGAUCAGGUGCUGAGGAGCAUGAAAUCAGGCUCCUCCUUUUCCCCUCUCAAUGUGGGAGGUGUUUAUCUGCCACUGCACUGGCCCCCGGGAGACUGCUACAGGUAUCCCAUAGUGCUCGGCUACGACUCCCAGCACUUUGCGCCCCUCAUCACCAUCAAAGACAGCGGCCCAGAAAUUCGAGCUGUACCGCUGGCCUACCCUGGAAAAGGUAUCUUUGAGGACCUCCGCGUCCACUUCCUGACGGAGAAGGAACAGCAGCAGAAAGCCAAGCUGAUCCAGGACUACCUGACUGUGAUUGAAAUCCCUGUGAAUGGUCUCAGUUAUGACACAACGCACAUCAUCAAUGCAGCAAGACUGGAUGAAGGGAACCUUCCAGAAGACAUGAACUUAAUGGAGGACUACCUGCAGCUGGUCAAUCAUGAAUUCAAGCUCUGGCAAAAAGAGAAGGAGCCGGCCUCAGAGGCCAGGCCUCAGGACUCCCCUCGCUUCUCUGUCUCCCAGCUGUCCCUUAUGGAGGCUCGCUGUGCCACCUCCAGGUGCCCGUUCUAUGCAUCGGUGGACAGACUUUGUACAACCACAAGCGACCAGGAGGAGCAAAACCACCAGCUUCUCCAUCACCAUAAGAUUUGCACAAAUUCUGUUUGAAAAGCAAAAGUCUUUGUGUCUUCCCUUGUCUCACAUUUAGACCAUGUUUCAGUGCAGCUUAAUUAAAUUCCGCCAUAGAAAUAUA